UACAGAUGGCUUUCUUUUUGGCGAAAAAUAAUCUUUCCUUUCCUUUGGCGGAAGAUCUCAGCAGUAUCAUACAAUCUGUUGCUAGCGAUCCCAAAGUCGUACAUUCACUAAAAUUUGGACGGACAAAGGCUCAAGCUAUAAUAACAUCGGUAACUGGACAAGUGGCAGAGGACGACUUAAUAGAACGGUUAAAAUCGAAUAAGUUUUCGCUUAUUGUCGAUGAAAGUACAGACAGAUCUACAACGAAACAUCUCGCCCAUAUUGCAAGAACUGCAGUGGCAUUUAAAGUACAAGAUACUUUUUUGGGGCUUAUUGCAAUCACUGACAGCUCUGCCACGGCAUUGCAUAAUGAAUGCAAAAAAUUUUUUCAAGAAAGGGACAUACCAUAUGAGCAGAACAUGAUAGGAUUUGCUGCAGAUGGAUGCAAUGCAAUGUUUGGCCAAAACCACUCUCUUUCGCAACUGCUGAAGAAGGAUAUUCCGAAUUUGUUUUUAAUGAAAUGUAUAUGUCACUCAUUUUACCUCUGCGCGUCUUAUGCUUGCAAAAAAUUGCCAAAAAAAGUGGAAGGAUUUGCAAGAGAUGUCUAUAACUUUAUAUCAAAAAGCCCAAAACGUAUCGGAGAGUAUAAGGAGUUUCAGUCUUUCGUUAAUGUGAAACCACACAAACUUUUACAUAUCGGACAAACAAGGUGGCUAUCUCUGCUUCAAGUAGUUGAAAGGCUGUUAGAACAACUUCCUGCGUUAAAACUUUACUUUCAAGGAGCUGCAUUGAAUGAGCAGUUAAAAUUUGCAGAGCCGAUUCUCCAAAUGUGCUUAGAUUCGACGAAAGAACUGUAUUUGUGCUGCCAUAUUUCAACAAUUUAAACAAGGAAAUGCAGUCAGAAAGUCCAAAAUUGUAUUUGUUGUACGAAAAUCUUCUUACAGUUUACAAGACAAUAGUUGAGUGCUUUCUAAAAUCGGAGUUUUUAUUAUUACCUGAUGAAGAAUUACUAAAGAUUGAUUUCGUUAACGAUGAGAACCACUUGCCCUUAAAAGAUAUGUAUUUCGGAGGAAACUUUGCGGCUUUGUUGACAAAAAAAAAACAUAAUAUGGAACGAGAUAAAAUCAUCGAGACUCAAAACUCCUGCCUUCAAUUUUAUAUUGAAAGUUUAAGGCAACUACAAAAUCGGUUUUCCUUUGAGGAUGAGGAGCUGCAGAAAAUGAAAAGUUUACACUUCUUAAAUCCAGCGACAAUACUAAACAAUAGUUUGAAAGCAAGGCUACCAGGAUUGUGUUCACAAGAUAUGACGGAGCUAGACCGCUAAUGGCGACUUCGCCGGAACAUGAAUUUUCCCUUCAAAGAGGAGGAAGCGGUACCGCCAGACGUCUUUUGGCGUUAUGUUUCAAACGUAAAAAACGGAAAUUCAACCCACAUGUUUCCCUUCUUGACGGAGUUAACCCAAAAUUUGCUUGUUUUGCCACAUAGCAGUGCUAAUGUUGAGCGUUUAUUUUCAGAAAUUAAUUUAAUUAAGACAAAUAACAGAAGUAAAUUAGACACGGACUCUUUAAAAGGAUUGCAUCACACCAAAAGUGGAUUAAAGGAAAACUUAGAGCCUUCUG
Molecule: messenger RNA, 1598 nt
Organism: Drosophila willistoni
Lineage: Eukaryota; Metazoa; Arthropoda; Insecta; Diptera; Drosophilidae
Exons: 2
Coding region: 872-1303 (143 amino acids)
Source: RefSeq, a predicted model, not a curated record